UGUUCAUUCACAGCAAUCCUUGUCCUUUCCUAUUUUUCGUUUAUUUUGUUCUCUGUUUGUUGGACCUUCGGGAAUCUGGAUAUACAGGCGGGUUUUUUUAUCCGCUCCAAAAUUAUUCAAUUAACCACUUGCUCUGGAACAGUCUACUCUUUUUCUAUUUUUUACUAUUUUAGAUGGAAGAAUUCUGUUUCCAUAAUUCAGAGUGAUAUGCGUUCCCUAACUUUAUUUUUAGAAUCAAAAGAAAUUGAAAAACCAGAUAUUAUUAUUAGUGAAUUAUUGGGAUCUUUUGGAGAUAAUGAACUUUGCCCUGAAUGUUUGGAUGGAGUUAAUAAUAUUUUGAAAGAAAAUACAAUUUGUAUACCUUCUUCAAAAGAAUGUUCAGAAUUAUCAGAUCAUUUGUAUGUUGUUUGUUUAGGUCAAUUCUGUUAUUUAGACAAAACAAAACAUUGUUUUGAAUUUUUACAUCCAAAUUUAACAAAUUCUUCAAAUUUUCGAGAAGCUUCUUUAAAUUUUAGAAUUCCAAAAAAUUCAGAGGUUUUGACUGAAAAAUUAUUAAAAAAAAUUUUUUUUUAGUUAAUGGGAUUUGCGGCUCAUUUUGAAGUUGUUUUGUAUAAAAAUAUUAUUUUAAGUACUCAUCCAGAAAGGCACACAGAAAAUCUUUUUUCUUGGUAAAUAAAAUAUUUAAUUUUUUAAUCAUUAAUUAUUCCCCUCUUUGUGAAAAAAAUAAUGGCACAAGAAAGAGAAGGAAUUGGCAAAUAUGAGGGGAGGGAUUGACUUUUUAAGAAUUAUUUUUUAACAAAAUGGGGACCCCUGUUUGCUAUUUUCAUUAAAUUAAAUUCUACCAUUAUUUGAAAUUUUUUUUGGUAUUCUAAACUGUUUAUGUACAUCCCGAUCUGCCGCAACCAACUUCAAGAACUGAAUCGAAUAACAAAGCGUCUGAAAUUCAAUAAUUUUGAACAUAAAGCCUUGUGAUGAAGUUGGCUCGCGGUGAAGGGGUGUAGUGAAAUGGAGGAGAAGAUUAAUAUUAAAAUUUAAUUUUUUAAAAGGUUUCCCGGUCUCUUUCCUCUUCGCAAACUCUUAUUUUGUGCAAAUGAGUGUAAUAUUUUAUUUAAUAUAAAAAGAAAAUUUGAUAAAGAAAAAGUUUGGUAUGAAUGGUUUAUUGAAUAUGAGGAAAAUGGGGAAUUAAUUAAAAGUGAAUUGCAAAAUGAAAAUGGGGAAAGUCAAUCAAUGAAUUUGU
This is a messenger RNA of Meloidogyne enterolobii, 1237 nucleotides long. Lineage: Eukaryota; Metazoa; Nematoda; Chromadorea; Rhabditida; Meloidogynidae. The record is from the annotation of a GenBank genome assembly.